GCUCCAACAUAGUCAUCAAACUUUAUUUUGAAGGCCAAAGCAGGAAAGACAAGACCGGAAGUGCCCGUGUGACGGCGCUCAUGGCUCCCGAAGGAUAAAGCGGCACUCCGAGUCCGAAGAUGGCCGGGUUGUUUGAGGUGGAGGUGGACGGAGUAGAGCACGACCAUGGACUGGAGCAUCACGACGAACCCAUCCAGUUUGACGUGUCCAAGCUCUCACCGGAAGAGAAGUGGAGGGUGGAGCACGCCAAGAUGCAUGCCAAACACAAAGGCCAUGAGGCCAUGCACGCCGAGAUGGUGCUGAUCCUCAUUGUCACGCUCGUCAUCGCCCAGCUCGUCCUGGUGCAGUGGAAACAGAGACACCCCAAGUCUUACAACCUGGUGACUCUGUUCCAGAUGUGGGUAGUUCCUCUCUACUUUACUACCAAACUCCACUGGUGGAGGUUCCUGACCACGUGGUUUAUCUUCUCUGUCAUCACAGCAUAUAUUACCUACCGUGCCACUCGCAAGCCUCUGGCCUGCACGACACCGAGAUUGGUGUACAAGUGGUUCCUCCUCCUCUACAAGAUCAGCUAUGCGACUGGGAUAGUCGGCUACACUGUUGUCAUGUUUACCCUCUUUGGUAUCAAUCUCAUAUUCAGGAUAAAGCCAGAAGAUGCGAUGGACUUCGGUGUGUCCCUGCUAUUUUACGGACUGUACUACGGUGUCCUCGGAAGGGACUUUGCAGAGAUGUGUGCCGACUUCAUGGCGUCAACAGUCGGUUAUUACAAUGCAUCCGGAAUGCCAACCAAGCAUUUGUCUGAUGACAUCUGUGCCGUAUGUGGACAAGCCAUCCUUGUUGACGUCAGUGAGGAGGGCAUCAUAGAGAACACGUACAGAUUAUCCUGCAACCAUGUGUUCCAUGAGUUCUGCAUAAGAGGUUGGUGCAUCGUGGGAAAGAAGCAGAUGUGUCCAUAUUGCAAAGAGAAGGUGGAUCUGAAGCGGAUGUUCAGUAACCCCUGGGAAAGGCCGCACGUCAUGUAUGGGCAACUUUUAGACUGGCUUCGCUACUUGGUGGCCUGGCAACCCGUUAUCAUCGGCUUCGUGCAGGGCAUCAACUACGUCCUCGGUCUGGAGUGAGCAGCUCGUGUGGCAAACGGAGAAGAAAAUGCUCCGAUUCAAAUAACGGGAAGCCUGGCAAUGAACUGAAACAUCGAUUACAAAUUCUCUGUACUUUUUGUAUAUAUUUUUAGGCGCACAUUACCAGUACUAAUGUUUCAAUUGAUUAGUAAUCGCAGUAUCCUGUCAAUUCUCGGAGUUUUCUUCAGCUUACGCCCCAGUAAAUAUGUUCAUAAUCAUUAGCUGGCUGCUUUUUUUACUUGCGUCUUAAAUGUUUAUGAACACACUUUUUUUGUGACUGUAUGUAAUGGGCAUUUCAGUCAUCGGGGAGUUCUAAGACCCUGUAAAUUCAAAAUAAAUGUCAAUUUGACACGCCACAGAGAAGUGUUGUUAACAACCCUGCUGAAUUUGAAUAAUUAAAAAAAUUGGUAAGUGUGA
Messenger RNA from Phyllopteryx taeniolatus (common seadragon), 1535 nucleotides. RefSeq names its product ring finger protein 121 (gene rnf121). Gene Ontology annotation, molecular function: ubiquitin protein ligase activity; metal ion binding. Gene Ontology annotation, cellular component: endoplasmic reticulum membrane; Golgi membrane. The record is from RefSeq and is a predicted model, not a curated record. The transcript is spliced from 9 exons. The coding region runs from base 120 to 1118 and encodes 332 amino acids. NCBI's taxonomy places the organism in Eukaryota, Metazoa, Chordata, Actinopteri, Syngnathiformes, Syngnathidae.